CCAUCUUCAGUGUCUUCAGUGGGUGGACAGAGGACAAUAGGGCCGUGAGAGACUGGGCGCUAUUUCCUGGCACUGCUGCCCGCUCGACGGACGCUCUGCACCACAUCCCCCUCCUCUCCUCCGCUCCUCCGCUCCUCCUCUCCUCCUCUCCUCCCUCAUUGCCUCUCCAUCCCAAGACACAUCCGCUUUUCGCCAUCCACUCAACGAACACAACCUCAUGCUCUCUCUCUCAAAGACCUUGGCCAUGCGCUCUGUCGCUGGCGUCAAAUACUUCCACGCAGCUGCUGUCCAGCACGCAACCACGACCUUGAACAUGCCAGCACUGUCGCCCACCAUGACCGAGGGAACAAUCACCGCCUGGAAGAAGAAGGAGGGCGACGCGGUCAUUGCUGGCGAUGUGCUUCUGGAGAUUGAAACCGAUAAGGCGGGCAUGGAUGUGGAGGCUGUUGAGGAUGGUAUUCUUGCAAAGAUCUUGCAUCCAGACGGAUCCAAGGUUCCUGUCAACGAAGCUAUCGCGUUGUUGGCCGAGGAGGGCGAUGAUCUGUCAAAGAUUGAAAUUCCAAAGACCAAGGCAGCCCCCAAGGGCGACACACCCGUAAAGGAAGAGAAGAAGGACACUCCAGCUCCCAAGAAGGAGGAGUCCAAGCAGCCGCAUUUUCAGCAGACUGCCACCACUCCAUCCUCAAACCUUCUCUCGCCUGCCGUUGCCCAUUUGCUGCUUCAGAACCACAUCCAGGAUGUCACCAAAAUUCCUUCGACUGGACCGAAGGGCCGCGUCUUGAAAGGAGAUGUCCUCGCCUUCCUUGGCAAAAUUAAGGCUCGUCCUGCACCAGAACCCACCAUUCCUCAGCCCAAGACCCUUUCUCCCCCAUCCAAGCCAUCCUCUGCCUCACAACCCCAGGCCUCGAAAGCUGCGCCUGCUGCCGCUGCUCCAGGAUCGACAUUCACAGAUACUCCUACAACCAACAUGCGCAGGAUCAUUGCUUCUCGUCUGAGCGAGACCAAGACGACUGUCCCACACUCUUACGUCACUCGCGAUAUUGUUAUUGACAACAUGAUGAAGCUCCGUCGGCUUUUGGCUGACGAGCUUGAGGCUAAGGUCUCUGUGAACGACUUUUUGAUCAAGGCCGCAUCACUUGCUUUGCGUGAUGUGCCAGAAUCGAAUGUUCAGUUUUCUGCCGGGGACAAUGCUAAGCAGCUCAAGGAUAUCGACAUCUCUGUUGCUGUCGCCACACCCACUGGUCUAAUCACUCCCAUCGUCAAGGGUGCUGACACUCGUGGCGUUCAAUCCGUGUCGCUGGUCGUCAAAGAAUUGGCAGAGAGGGCAAAGAAGAACAAGCUAAAGCCGGAGGAGUACCAAGGCGGCUCAUUCAGCAUCUCCAACUUGGGUAUGUUUGGCGUCAGCAACUUUUCAGCGAUCAUCAACCUUCCACAGGCCUGUAUUCUGGCCGUUGGCGGUGCCCGCACAAUCUUCAAGCCGGCGGCAGUUGAGGAGACGGAUCUGUUGAGCGACUCUGAGAUCUUUGACUACUUGGGUGGCCAGAGCAAGAAGAGCGCAUCCUCGUCAUCGUCGUCCACAUCUUCUAAGAAGACCAAGGAGGAUCUUGACCUGAUUGAGUUCUUGGGCGGAAGCGCACCAUUGAAGAAAAAGUCGACCUCUACCUCCGAGUCAGCAUUAGGAGAUGAGGUACUGCGUCGGUUGCGUCCCUCGCUUGAGAAGUCCCAGGUGGUGAGCGUGACAUUGAGUAUUGACGAGCGCGUAGUCGAUGGAGAGGUUGCUGGACGGUUCCUGGAGCGCCUCUCGCACUAUGUCGAGAACCCCGAAUCUAUGAUUCUUUGAAAGGAUUAGCUAUGAUUAUGGUGAUUAGGGACCGAAGGAGGG
Messenger RNA from Gamsiella multidivaricata, 1882 nucleotides. Its product is annotated as 2-oxoacid dehydrogenases acyltransferase-domain-containing protein. The record is from RefSeq and is a predicted model, not a curated record. Gene Ontology annotation, biological process: pyruvate decarboxylation to acetyl-CoA. Lineage: Eukaryota; Fungi; Mortierellomycota; Mortierellomycetes; Mortierellales; Mortierellaceae. The coding region runs from base 218 to 1840 and encodes 540 amino acids. The transcript is spliced from 7 exons. Gene Ontology annotation, cellular component: pyruvate dehydrogenase complex. Gene Ontology annotation, molecular function: dihydrolipoyllysine-residue acetyltransferase activity.